This is a messenger RNA of Lontra canadensis (Northern American river otter), 1933 nucleotides long. It is a transcript of the gene PLPP7, whose product is annotated as phospholipid phosphatase 7 (inactive). Gene Ontology annotation, molecular function: sphingosine-1-phosphate phosphatase activity. Gene Ontology annotation, cellular component: nuclear envelope. The transcript is spliced from 2 exons. Bases 262 to 1077 code for a protein of 271 amino acids. The record is from RefSeq and is a predicted model, not a curated record. NCBI's taxonomy places the organism in Eukaryota, Metazoa, Chordata, Mammalia, Carnivora, Mustelidae.
GCGUCAGCCUCCCCGGCGCCUCCAUUGGCGCCGGCCCGCAUCGGGGGCUCGAUUGGCUGCCCGGCUGGUGCUGACGUCCCCCCGGAGCCCGGCGGCAGCCAGAGGUAAACAGCCAUGUGCAAUCCCGCACUCCGUAUUUAACAGCUGCUGCGGGGAAGGCAGGGAGGCAGGGGGCGGCGGCGGCUCCCGGGGCAGCUCCUGUCUUCGGGGACCAGGCCUCGCAGCAGGGCUGGCACCAGCCCUCGCCGUGUGAGUGGCAUCAUGCCAGCCUCCCAGAGCCGCGCCCGGGCCCGGGACCGCAACAAUGUCCUCAACCGGGCGGAGUUCCUGUCCCUGAACCAGCCCCCCAAGGGGGCCCCGGAGCCCCGCAGCUCGGGCAGGAAGGCCCCGGGCCCCUCGGCGCAGCCCCCACCCCCGGGCGAUGGGGCCCGCGAGCGGCGCCAGUCCCAGCAGCUCCCCGAGGAGGACUGCAUGCAGCUGAACCCCUCCUUCAAGGGCAUCGCCUUCAACUCCCUGCUGGCCAUCGACAUCUGCAUGUCCAAGCGGUUGGGGGUGUGCGCCGGCCGCGCCGCGUCCUGGGCCAGUGCCCGCUCCAUGGUCAAGCUCAUUGGCAUCACGGGCCACGGCAUCCCCUGGAUCGGGGGUACCAUCCUCUGCCUGGUGAAGAGCAGCACACUGGCCGGUCAGGAGGUGCUCAUGAACCUGCUUCUGGCUCUGCUCCUGGACAUCAUGACAGUGGCCGGUGUCCAGAAGCUCAUCAGGAGGCGCGGCCCAUUCGAGACGAGCCCCAGCCUCCUGGACUACCUCACCAUGGACAUCUACGCCUUCCCCGCCGGGCACGCCAGCCGCGCGGCCAUGGUGUCCAAGUUCUUCCUCAGCCACCUGGUGCUGGCGGUGCCCCUGAGGGUCCUGCUGGUGCUCUGGGCCUUCUGCGUGGGCCUGUCGCGCGUGAUGAUCGGCCGCCACCACAUCACCGACGUCAUCUCGGGCUUCAUCAUUGGCUACUUCCAGUUCCGCCUGGUGGAGCUGGUCUGGAUGUCCUCCAACACCUGCCAGAUGCUCAUCUCUGCCUGGUGAGCCACCGCCCGUGGCUCCGGGACCCGGGGUGGCCUGGGAGAGGAGGCAGCAGCUGCGGGGCCCACGGGGCCAAGUGUCUGUCCCCCCACUCCUGCGCUUGGACUGUGAGCGUCCUCCCAAGGUGGGCCGGGGGCCCCAGGGAGAGCCGUGCGUGGCUUCCGCCCUGGAGACGGGAGGCAAGAACCAGGGUGGCAGGAGCGGGGCCGAGCAUUGUCCUGUCCCUCCAUCGUCGUGACUGCUGAGUGCUUGGCCGCACCCCCCGUGCCACAGCACAAUGCCUGGCAAGACACCCCCAGCCGCUGCCCGACACAGGUGCCACUGCCAUUAACGGUCGCCAAUAGCUUAGGGCAGCCCUUUCGAAAGGGCGCCCUGCCGGAUGCCGGCCUGCAAGACGCUUUGGGAAGAAGAAAGGGUUUUGUGGUCAAAUAAUCUUGGGGAAUGCUGCAUACUCUGCCCCCCAUGCUGGCCGUUCACGAGAGCCGUUGUCAUAAAGGCUCUGACAAGUCCUGUAGAAAGGCUUCCUGUCAGACCCCGUUGAACUCCAUGUUUCCUCAACUUAUUUGACCACAGACCCCUUUUCUCGAGGAACAGCUACGAACCCCCAAAGAUCUGCCAUCUCCUCAAGCACGUUUUGGGAGAUGCUGCCCGGGAGCCGGGGGGCCCAAGGCGCAAGUGGGCCCCUCCCAGCACCCAGGAAGGCCCGGUAUUGCGUGCCACCUACGGAGAGCCCCUGGCCAUGGGCAUCGGUGCCGCUUUGGCCCUCAGGGGCCGGACUCCGUGUGACCUGAUAGGUCGUUUUCCAAGUCCCCGUUCUGGCUGUGCGUUUCAUGCGACAAUACAGAGGACUUGCAGCGGA